Molecule: messenger RNA, 1462 nt
Organism: Homalodisca vitripennis (glassy-winged sharpshooter)
Lineage: Eukaryota; Metazoa; Arthropoda; Insecta; Hemiptera; Cicadellidae
Product: GPN-loop GTPase 3-like
Molecular function (GO): GTPase activity
Source: RefSeq, a predicted model, not a curated record
CAACAGUUGCCCUUGUCACUUCCCAAUAAAAUAGACCCAGGAAGUAGAAGUUCACUGAAUUGAAAUGUUCCGGUCAUCUUUUGUGUUGUGUAAACGUACUCUACGUGAAAAUUGAUUAGAAAUUGACUGCAAUUUGUGUACUAAUUCUUCAUUCAGUGUCACAUCAUUUCAAUCUCUGAAUAUUUAGUAUAUGAUACAACGGAAGUAGCUGAUAUGCUUAGAGAGCAUAACGUUUCAUUUGUAACGGUGACUGACUGAUUUUACUCUUUAAUGUCUAGCCUUAUCUGAAAAUUAUACUUUUUUUAAGUUAUAUAUUGUUCUACUAUGUCUGUAUGAAUGAUAAAGCCCACAACGUAUACCUUAGUUUUGAGUUGGAAUCAUUUUAUUUGGAUUUAACCUCAAUUUUUCCAAACUAAACAAACAUUUUAACUGAACAUAACCUAUUUUGUGAAGUGAUUAAUUUGAUUGGAAAUAAACAGUUAAUACCUAGCAUAUUAGUUGUAAAAAUGAGGUAUGCACAGUUAGUGAUGGGUCCUGCUGGAAGUGGGAAAUCAACUUAUUGUUCUGCAAUGGUUAGACACGCUGAAGAUGAAAAUAAGGUUAUUCAAAUUGUAAAUCUAGACCCAGCAGCUGAGUAUUUUGACUAUGAACCCUUUGUAGAUGUAAGAGACUUGAUACAUUUGGAAGAUGCAAUGGAAGAUGAAGACAUGAAAUUUGGGCCUAAUGGCGGAUUGGUGUUUUGUAUGGAAUAUUUAUUGGAGAAUGCGGACUGGUUAAGAGAUCAGUUGGGAGAUAUUGAAGACGAUUACAUUAUAUUUGACUGCCCAGGUCAAAUUGAGCUGUAUACGCAUAUGAAUACCAUCAAACACCUUGUCGAUCUUUUACAACAGUGGAAUUUUAAUAUUUGUGGUAUAUUUUUGGUUGACGCCCAAUUCAUGGUUGAUGGUCCAAAAUUUCUGUCUGGAACUAUGGCAGCACUGUCAGUAAUGGUGAAUCUGGAACUACCUCAUGUAAACAUUUUGAGUAAAAUGGACCUUCUUACUAAAUCUGCUCGCAAUCGACUAGAUAGUUAUCUUGACCCAGAUCCUCAUGCCUUACUUCAAGACAAUGAGACAACAUCAACUUGGAAUACCAAAUAUGGAAAACUGACAGAAGCUCUAGGACAGCUAAUUGAGGAUUUUAGUUUAGUUCGUUUUCAUCCUUUGAACAUCCGUGAUAAUGAGAAUCUUGCUGAUCUCCUUCUUACAAUCAACAAUGUCAUUCAAUAUGGUGAGGAUGCUGAUGUUAAAACCAAGGAUUUUGAAUACCCAGAUCCAGAAGAUAAUGACAAUUAGUGAACCGAAAUAUGAUCAUUAUAUUGUAAAAACAAACAAAAAAUACAAUUCUAAGCCAAUAAGUUUUGUUACAUAAGUCACAAAUUAUGCUUUUACUAUUUGGGAAAAUAAAUGGUUUUAGACCUUGA